Messenger RNA from Linum tenue, 6523 nucleotides. The record is from the annotation of a GenBank genome assembly. Lineage: Eukaryota; Viridiplantae; Streptophyta; Magnoliopsida; Malpighiales; Linaceae.
UUUAGGCAAGGGAGGUGACCUGGCUGCUAGUGAUGGCGAUUCCGGCGGACACGCAACUUUGAUAUUCUUCACUGGACUGCGGCUCCCCCAGCAAUGGCGGCGAGCGAAUUCUCAACCGGGUGCUACUCGUCGGAGCUAAUCCCGCCGCACAUACGAGCAACUCUCCGCCAACUCCAUUGCCACUCCUCAUUGAUCGCCUCCUCCGCUCGCCAUUGCCAGGAGAUCGAGGCUCACCUCGACUCCGCCGCCGCCACCAUGGACGAGCGGCGGAGGGAGCUUGAGUUGAAAGAGAAGGAGCUGGAGAUUGCUCGGACGGCGGUGGAACGGAGGUCCCUAGAGCUGGACGCGAGAGAGGAAGCUUUCGAGCUGGUCCAGAAGAAGGAGAUCGCCGACAUGCGGAAACAUAUGGAGGCGGAGAAGGAGUCGGCGGAGAGGAAUCUGAGAGAGCUCGAGGAGAAAGAAGAGGAGUUGGAGAUGCUGGGGAGUUACAUCGAGGAAAGAGGGAUUAUGGUCAGGGAAAAGGAGCUCGCGGUCGAGGCGAAGGAGAAGGAAAUCGAACGGAUUUCUACCGAUUUGAAGUCGAGGGAGGGAGAGUUGGAGAAGAAUUUGGGUGAACUGAGAGCGAAGGGAGAAGGAUUCAUUGAAGAAACGGAAUCCGGAAUUCACGAUCAUAAUAAUCCAAGAUCCUUGAGGAAGUCUUUUGAGGAACAGCCGAAAGAGCUCGAGAUAAGCCGCAAGCAAAUGGAAACAGUGGCGACUUCGCUUUCCAACACUAUCUCUGAGCUCCAGGCGAAAGAGAAACAGUUGAUUAAGGUAAGGAACUUGAUUGCUCAGUAUACUGCUGAAUGUGAACUGAAAGAGAAGCAGUUGUGCAUGGCGGAUAGGGUGCUUCAGGAUAAGGAGAGGGACCUGGGUUCUGUGCAACAGGUGCUGGAAGAACGUAGGGAGGAACUUGUGGGCAAAGAGAAGAUACUGGGUUACUUGCGGAAUUGUCUGGCGGAACAGUCAAAUGAGCUUGAUUUAAGGCGGAAUGAAAUGGAGAAAAUCACAAAGUUGCUCUCGGCUUCUAGUUCAGAGCUCCGGUCAAAAGAGAGGGAGUUAGCCGAGGCAAGGAACUCGAUUACAGUCUGCAAUGCUGAGUACGAAUUGAAGGAGAAGCAGUUGGGUAUGGUGGUUGAGAAGCUUCAGCUUAAGGAGAAGGAAAUGUGUUCUGUUCAACAUACGUUACAAGAAUGCGGACAGGAACUCGAGACUAAGCAGAAUCUAUUAGGUUCCUUACUAAGUAUAUUGGACCUGCUCAGGGAGAAGGUUGGUGCGAAAGAGGAAGAAUUAGGAUCUCUGCAGAAGUCUAUAGAUGAGCAGAGAAACCAAAAUCAAGCUGGAACUGUAGAUGGAGCCCUUCCCUGUGAAAGCAACCCAGAUUCCCCCCUAAAAGAGACAUCGCUGCCUUAUUUGAUCGAUGAUGAGAUCUCUACUGCAAUUCAGCAGUCACCAGACCCAGCAAAGAUGAUCUUGGACCAGUUAAAAGAGUCGAUGUCCCAGAUCGAUGCCAAGAAGUACAACCAAACUGUAGUAAGGAAAUGCAUUGUUACGCUGGAGCAGUUAUUGGGAGUCUCGGGAAAGGUAAGUCCUGAGAUGGAAGAAGCAGCAACAAGACUGGCUAUUUCUUGGAGGGGGUAUUUAAGUCAGGCGGCUCAUGGUACAGUGGAUGUUUUGGCAUUCCUCUUGUUUUUGGCUGCAUUUGGAGUUGGCUCUCAUUUUGAAGCAGAGGAUACGUUGCAAUUGGUCGAGGAGAUUGCCCACCAUGAAAGAGCUCCUGAGUUAUGCCGUUCCAUUGGACUUGCAAAGUGGAUACCUGGACUCAUCCAGAGACUGAGCGAGAAGAACAUGCAUAUGGAGGCCAUUAGAUUCACUUUGGCAUUCAAGCUAGCUGAAAAAUUCCCACCAAACCUUUUCCUAUUGGACUACUUGGAGAAGACAAGGACCUUUGAGAAUGGGAACGACUUGCUUGAAUCACAAUGCCAGGCCCUGAACAACCAUCUCGAUUCCUUAAAAGUUAUCUCACAGCGUGUGGCAGGAUUUGGUCUCGACCCGAGUUUCUUGAACCAGAAGAUCAGCAACCAUCUCCAGGAACUGGAGACUGGAGUGGGACGCAAAAGAAGUUGCUUGAUAGCAACUGGUCUUGUUAUACAGAGCCCACGGCAUGCUGGUGCAACACUUUCUGGCAACAUAUUGGAGCUGGGAAGUUGGAAUCAACAAGGACAAAGUAACAAGCGGCCGAAGAAGAGCUAGAGCUAUAGAGAGUGUGGUAUGUUUAUCGUGCAAAUAAAUGUGAUAGAUUAUAGCUAACAUAUGUUUGUGAAUGAACAUAAUAUCUAUUUAGCUUUAACCCAUCUAGAUGUGUAAUAUAUGCACAGCUACUGCUAGUUUGCUGACCAUGUAAUUUGGGGUCCUCAUGAGAGAUCAUAAUCCACAUCUCAUCUUUCAUUUGGCCACAAAACAAUGAAGUUUCUGCAAAUACACAAAAUAGGCCCCCUAUUUUCCCCUGUACUAUUCACAACCACCCUAGGCAGUCAUUCAAAACAGCUAACAAUACAUAGGCAUUCUUCCCCAAAACAGCUCUCUCCGCCACCGGCUAACAGCUGAUUCUGCCAAAAAAAAGUUCUAUAAACAAGACAGCUAAAAGAAGCUAAGCUGUCGGAGAACCAACAGCAUCGACAGCCUUACUAUUGUCCAUCGCCGCUGCCGGUCCACCAGCUUCAGGAAGGCUAGCUGUUUCAACACCGCCAGCUUCAGGAAGAUUAGCUGCUGGCUCAGAGCUUUGGGCCUCUGUGGUAGCCUGGGGUUUCUUCCUCUUUCUCUUCUUCAUGAAAGAAGUCCCUCUGGCUUUAUCCUGUUCCUCCUUCAUCCCCUUCAAGUAAAACCGCACUUCCUUGGAAGCAAAAGGGUUGGCCUUGGGAUCAACUCCACAUUCCUCGCAGGCAGCUCUCAGCCGCCCAAUCAGCGAAUCCUGGCUGCCCCAGGCUUGCUUCAGUGGACAAUCGCACGACGUACCCUUCUCCUGGCUUCCAUAGUUGGCACAACCCGCAAUGUGCACUUUCGUCUUCCCAAAUUGAUCCAUGUGCUUCAUGUACGCAAUCACAUCAGCUCCCGUGCAUAAUGGCACACUUGAAGAAGCAGGAUGCUUCAGAAUCUUCGAGUAGUAAAACAAAAACGUCCCCCAGUCUCUCUUCUUCUGUGAUUCGUACCUUUUAGAAAAAGGGGCAUUCGCAGUCGCGGUAGCAGUUGUUUGCUGCACUCCAUUAUCCUUUCCAGCGUCCAAGUGCUUCUCUUCCGGAAGAGGCUUGGUUGCACUUGCGCACUUGUCACUUAAUGAUGGCUCUUUCUCCUCCAUUACUUCAUCUCCAGGUCCAUCACUGUUUGAAGACUUGUUCAGCUCAUCAACUGGUUCGAGAUGGCCAUCGCUCUGCUUUUGUGAUUCGGUCGAGUAUUGCAAUGUUGUCGACUCCAAUUGUUGCUUUUUGCCUGAAUGAGGAUUUUCCAAGGAAGACUGUGUGAUUGACGAUUCGGGCUCUUUCUCCUUCUCUUUUACAUUUUCUGUAGUUCCUUUGUCUCCAUUGUUUUUGCCUGCGCUGGCCAAAAGGUCACCUGGAUCGACCUGGCCUUUCCUCAUUCGCUUCCCAGGCUUGCUCCGAGCCCAAUAAAGAAACUUCUCCGAGUCCACGUCCUCCUCUAUCCUAUUGAGUGAAGAAAAGCAGAACUUGGUAUAAUCACUCAACGAAGUGAACUGCUCUUGCUUCCUCUUCAGCUCGAACCUUUUCAGUAACUGACGUCCUGAAACAAGUCUCGUGUCUGGAUAUCCCAGAGAUUCUUUCUCUUGAACCCCUCCUGGAUUCUCCACCACCACAUCAUCUAAUUUCUCCCUCUGCAAAUGAAGCUGCUUCACAUUUCCAUCCUGAACUUGAUUUUCGUCUAGAUACAUCUCAUCGAAUUGCUUCCCUAGUGAAUUAAGCUUUGAUGAGAUCGACUCCGGCUCUUUUCCCUUGGCAGAGCACUCAGUUACGAUAAUAGGAUUGAUCACAGUACUACCGCAUAUCGUUCUUUUAUCAUUAAUUCCCCCACUUGUUUCCCUAAUCAACUCAGCAGCUACCGGAUCAACAGAGCACUCCUGUUGCUCAUUAACCAAGCUCUGCAGCUGGUAAAUUCUCGUCGUCCGCCCCUUCUUCAACUCAUCCAACUUUUUCUUUUUCACCUGAAGCUGAGAAUCAGGGGUUGGAUCAGAUCUCUCUUGUGCACAUCCCAGAGCUUCUAAAUUCUCCUCCACAACCAAAUCUAACUGCUCUCUCUGCAGAUCGAGCUCCCCGUUGCCAUCCUCAAUCCGAUUUUCAAGUGAACUCGUCUCAGUCAUCUCUUCCUGGGGAUCAGGCUGUGCUGCUUGAGGUGAGGAGGACCAAGUUGCAGGCGCUGGUCCCAGUUCACUGCCCCUUGCAGUAUCUAAUUGCAUCUCUUUUAGAUGAAGCAUUGUCGAGGAGCUCUUGAUAGGCUCUGGUUCUUUUUCAUUGGCAGAGCACUCUGUCACAAUACUAGGCUUGAUCACAGCACUACUGUGUUCCGUAUCUAUAUCUUGGUUUUCUUCACUAUUUGUUAUCAACUCAGCAAAUGAAUCAACAAUGCAUUUCUUCGGUUGCUCAGCAUUUAACGAAGCCGACUUGUUGACAGCAUUGCAUUCCGGCCCUUUAUCUAUGGGGCCUUCACUGGUUUCCUUGACCAAACCAUCAGCAACUGAAUCAACAAGACUCUUCUCCGCUGGUGCAUCACAGCUUGAAACAACUUGUGCACUUCCGGAUUCUUUCUCUGUUAACCCUUCAUUCUCCUCCACAGGUACAUGCAACUGCUCCCUCUGCAAAUCAACCUUCCCAUUCCUCUCCCGAAUCUGAUUUUCGAGCAAACCCAUCUCUCCCAGGUUCUCCUGGAUGGAUGAUCCACUUGCAGCAAUGGAUACCUCUCCAUUAAUCGGCACAAUAUCUGCUUGAUCCGGAGCUGAAUCAAGAUUCUCUGAACACUUCUUACUUGGCUUUGUGGCCGCUUUUUCCUGGGCAGACAACUCUGUCAUAAUAGAAUUGAUCACAGCAUUGCAUUCUGCCCAUUUAUCUUCAUUUCGCUCGCUUAUUUUCUUAAUCAACUCGGCAACUGAAUCAGCAGAGCGCUUCUUGUGUUGCUCCUCGAGCGAGCUCUGUACCCUAUCCAUUACCUUCUUUGGCUUUAGCGAAUCCAAGUCGAUAACAUCAUUGCAUUCCAUUUCUUUAUCCUCAGGUGCUCUAUUGUCUUCCUUCAGCAAACCAUCAUCAGCUGAAUUCACAUGCCCCUUUUCCACUGGCUCCUUACCCAAGCUUUCAUGUAUCCUAUCAACUGCAUCACCAUUCCUCUUCUUCUGUCCAGUCUCAACCAGACCUCGAGAGAAAGCAUCAAACCACUCCUUCCCUUUCUCCUUCUGUUGGGAACUGCUCUCAUCCUUCUGCUCCUUCUCCGUCUCCUUCGACCGCUUCUUACCUUUGCGCCCACUAGCCUUCUCUCUGAAAUCAUCACCAAAGCCUUGAACAAUCUCGAAUUCCAUCCCCUGCAGCUCAAGCGUCACCUGAGGCUCCUUAUUUCCUUCCAUCUCGAGCCGGCUCAACCUUUGCUCAUAGUCAUGGACUCUGGAUUCCAGUUUCUUAAUCCUUUUUUCUCUGACUAUCAACUUGCCCAAUCUCUUCCCAAAUUCUUCCUCUCUAUGCUUCAAAUCAUCAGACUUCCGUUUGAUUUCCUUCUCCUUCGCCUUGGUCGCUUUCUUUUUCUUCUCCACCUCAACCUCAUUUGCCCUAACCCGAACCCUUCUCUCCUCGAUGUAAUUCCCUAGCAUCUCGAGUUCCUCUUCUCUUUCCCUCAGCUCUCUUAGCUUCCUCUCGAUCGACUCCUUCUCCGCCUCGAAAUCCCUCCUCGACUUGAACAGAUCCAACGCCUCCGCGACCUCCUUCUCUCUCGCGUCCAACUCCAUGGAUCUACAAUGUCCACCAGUUCUUCCGCCGCUUCCCUCUCGAGGUCCUGCUUCCGCCGCUCGCCCAUGGCGGCGCCCGCGGACUCGACUUGACCGUCGAUUUCCUUCCUGCUGAGGCGAUGAGCGAACGAAGCGAUCUGUGAAGACAGGAGGUGGCAGUGGAAUCGGUGGUGGAGGGUUUCGUGUAGGUUGGGCGGAUUCUAGUCGGUCGAGCUUCUUGCGUUUAGGAAUUCGCCGGCCUCCAUUAAUGGGGAUACGCACACGCAUUCCACAGAGAAGAUUAAAGUUUCGAAUAGUCUGCCUGAGAAGGAAAAGUCAGUAUUAUUGUUGCAGAUCGGCUGAAAUGCCAGGAAGAGAAUGAAAUCGGGAAAUGGAUGAACGAAGAUGAAGAAAUGGUUUCCCCCGUGGAAAUCGCUCAUCACUGUUCAUUAGUGGGAAAGUAACCCUAACUAUGAAACUUGCUUUCUAAAAGCCCCUGAACUAUGGAAU